GACGCUGGGCUGUACUGAAAAUUCUUCAAAAGUUUACGUCGAGCGAGAUAAAGAUGCGUUGCUGCGUAGCUGCGCUGUGUGUGGCGCUGUCGCUGACGCUGGCGGUGGUGGCUGCGGCCGACGCUCCUCAUGACGCGCCUCCACCUCAAUCGGACACUGACAUGGAACUAACGGAAGAAGAUAAAAGAGCAUGGUCAAGUCUCCACGGUGGCGGCGGAUGGGGUAAACGUGGCUGGCAAGACAUGAGCUCUGCCUGGGGCAAACGUGGGUGGCAAGAUCUGAAUUCUGCUUGGGGUAAGCGCGGCUGGCAGGACCUUAACUCAGCAUGGGGCAAACGCGGCUGGCAAGACUUGAAUUCGGCCUGGGGAAAGAGAGGUUGGCAAGAUUUAAAUACCGCGUGGGGCAAACGCGCAUGGAGGGAUUUAUACCAGACUCCAUGGGGCAAGAGAGGCUGGCAAGACCUUAACUCUGCUUGGGGCAAGCGUGGUUGGCAAGACAUGAGCUCUGCGUGGGGCAAACGUGGCUGGCAAGACAUGAGCUCCGCUUGGGGCAAACGUGCACCUGAGAAAUGGUCUAACUUCCACGGUUCUUGGGGCAAGCGAUCCGGACCCGAGCCUGACUACGAAGACUACGAAAUCGCCUACGAACAUCUCAUCCCUGUUCAACAGGUGGAAGCCGAUCGCCUAGCUAUGGACGCUCCUGAAAAGAAAGCAUGGUCAUCGCUGCACGGCGCCUGGGGCAAGCGACCCAUGAAGCAAGCGCAAUACAACAGCGGAGCGUAUUACUGGAAGAGGGAGCCCGGCUGGACGAACUUAAGAGGCAUGUGGGGCAAGCGGUCUCCGGCGAGCGACCUGCCCCUAGACGACGAACACGACGGAGCCACCGGGGACGAGGCCUAGACCACUGGCAGCUCUAACACAAACGAGAUUAUAUUAAAGUCUUAUCAAAACUACGAUGUAUAAUGUCCUUGAAUGAAUAAUUGUCUAUGUUUCGUCACUAUCGCGUACUCUUUCUACAUCCGAGCACGACGCAGUGCGGAGUUGGUUUACUUUGGCGGUAGCAGUUCCUAGUUGUUUUGUUUAUAACAUCAUCGAUUCAACAAAGUCUUCAAUACGAAUCGUACAAAUAUAGCUCUUACUAAUUGUCACCUUCUAGAUUAUUACAUUAACAUAUUAAGUGUGAUUCUGAGUUACUUCAAAUGGAACGGACUCAUAAAUUGCCAGCUCUUUCACACUCUGAAUGUCAGAAGGAGUUAGCGUUGUUCCAGUUCUAUAUGAAGUAAUUUAUAUGUUUUUAAAUAAGAUAUUUAUUUUUACGUUAUCUGUAUACGUAGUGUAUAAGAUAAUAUAACGAGGGAUGGUGUAACUAUGUAUGUAAUAGUUAGUUGAAUUAAUUACAGUAGCUAUGUAUGAAUAAUUGUAUUUUAUUAGUAAAGUUGAUGUACAUUGAUGGGCUUCGUUCGGUGUUGACGUUUGUCCAAUAUAAGUUUA
Vanessa atalanta (red admiral) is the source of this 1490-nucleotide messenger RNA. RefSeq names its product prothoracicostatic peptides (gene PTSP). The transcript is spliced from 7 exons. The record is from RefSeq and is a predicted model, not a curated record. The coding region runs from base 54 to 899 and encodes 281 amino acids. Lineage: Eukaryota; Metazoa; Arthropoda; Insecta; Lepidoptera; Nymphalidae.